CCCAACCCACUUACUAGUAGAAUACCACACCGAGUUCUACUAUAAAACCGGACCGGGGUGAUGCAACGCAUCGGCCACAGCUGUAACUUCCCUAACAGAGAGAUAAAGAGAGAGAAAGAGAAAGAGACAGAAUACAGAACACAGAACACAGAACAAGCCUGAGGAGAGUUUUCAGCUCAGACGCUUUUUGUUCUCGCUCAUAAAGAAGGUUUCAGAAUGAUGCUUCAGCAUCCUGGUCUGGGUCUGGGUCUGGGUCUUGGUCCUUCAGAGAUCAGCGCCUCGGCUCUGGUGCCGUGUCUGUCCCCGCCUGGUUCGCUGACACUCGACGACUUCACUCAUUUCAGCCCACUGGUUAAGGAGGAGCUGCGUUACACCAUCCAGAAUAAACGCCUGUCCAGUGGGAUGAGUACGACCAACACCAGCUGCUCCGACUGCAGCUCUGAGAAACCGCCUGAGAUGCCGGGAGUGAAGAGAACGCUUACUGUGGAGGAACACGAUCGCAGGAAAAGACGACGGGAAAGGAACAAAAUUGCUGCCGCAAAGUGCAGGAACAAGAAGAAAGAGAAGACGGACUGUUUACAAAAGGAGUCAGAGAAGCUGGAGUCUUUAAAUGCUGAGCUGAAGGCACAGAUCGAGGAGCUGAAGAACCAGAAGCAGCAGCUGGUCUACAUGCUCAACCUUCACCGGCCGACGUGCAUCGUUCGAGCUAACAACGGACAAACUCCCGAAGACGAGAGGAACCUCUUCAUCCAGCAGAUCAAAGAGACCACGCUGCAGUGUAUGAACUUCACCACAGCCGAGUCUGCGAGCCCUGCCGUGCUGACCGCAUGCGAUCAUCUCUGAAGCUCGACGCUUCAUAAAAGAUUUUGCCAAGAAGCAUUGAAGGACUCACUUGAGGGAGAAAAAACAGAGUUGUACAUUGUAAUGGACUAAGGAGACGAGUAAGCAAUAUGUAUAAGCACUAACAUCAAAGGGGGAUUUGAUGUCUUUUUCUUGUAAUUUUAAUGUUAUUUAAAAUGAUGUACUGCUGAAUGAUUUUGUACGUGUACCAAAGCAUUGACACAAACACAAGUCACUAACGGUAUCACAUAUCACAUAACGAGCACUAGAAGUUAAUAAUAAUAAUAUGUACACUCUAGAAGUGUGUCCAAGAAGAUGACUAACCACUGAGACCGGCGUCAAACGUGAAGUGAAUGAAGUAUUAAGAGUACGAUGACGUAUUUCCAUAGCUCUACGCCGCUCCUGCUAUGUUUGUUUCUUUUUCUCCAUAAUCUGCCCCUCAAAACUACUUAAAGCUGCUACGCUAUUAUCUCAGGUCACGGAGGAUGUAGUGCAAAGAAAAGGAACAAGGAAAUGGAAUAAACCAUCAGUUGAAUAACCAACUUGCUGCUUGAGAAUCAGAACCCAGCGAGUUCCAUAGAAUUAAAAGUCUGUUCUUUUUUUCAACUUGUUCCUGUUUUAUCUCAGAAAUAUUUAGUUUUUUUUAUAUACAGUGCUGUAAGCUGGACGGUGUGUGUGCUGUGCAGCCUAACGAGCGUGUCGAGUUUUUUUUUGUAUUGUUUGUAGAGUCGUGUCCACGUUCUAUUGUAUUUUUAUAUAUGAUGUAAACGUGUUUGAAUCUAGAUGCACAAUCUUUAGUCACUUUAAAGGGUAUAAACUGUUGUGGUCCCCUGUCGUAUUUCACAGAAAUUAUAGUAAGAGGCGUCUACCAGUUCAGCACUUCACCACUGCUUGCCUUUGGUUAGUCACUCUUUUUUUUUCUUCUUAAUUGUUUUAAUGUUUUAGAUUCUUAUUCAUGUCGGAUGAGAGACGCAGGCGUCACCGGCAUUUAAUAUUAUUUUUAAUUUUUCUUAUCAGUACAGUGUAUGUUUAUUAGUACAAUGUUUGUUUAACCUUUUGCCGUUCAGCUUUUACCUCCUCAGGCUGUUCACAUGCACUUGCCUCAUAUGAAGCUUGGUUGUUUAAUCGUAUUUAUGUGUAACGUGCACAUAUGAUGAGUUGUAUGUACAUUUAUUUUUUUGUCACAUCAUUAAAAUAUCCCUAUGCUCAGAA
Molecule: messenger RNA, 2052 nt
Organism: Tachysurus vachellii
Lineage: Eukaryota; Metazoa; Chordata; Actinopteri; Siluriformes; Bagridae
Gene: atf3
Product: activating transcription factor 3
Exons: 4
Coding region: 217-843 (208 amino acids)
Biological process (GO): regulation of transcription by RNA polymerase II
Cellular component (GO): nucleus
Molecular function (GO): RNA polymerase II cis-regulatory region sequence-specific DNA binding; DNA-binding transcription factor activity, RNA polymerase II-specific
Source: RefSeq, a predicted model, not a curated record